Molecule: messenger RNA, 618 nt
Organism: Cyphellophora attinorum
Lineage: Eukaryota; Fungi; Ascomycota; Eurotiomycetes; Chaetothyriales; Cyphellophoraceae
Product: GTP-binding protein rhoA
Exons: 5
Coding region: 1-618 (205 amino acids)
Biological process (GO): small GTPase-mediated signal transduction
Molecular function (GO): GTP binding; GTPase activity
Source: RefSeq, a predicted model, not a curated record
AUGGCUGAGAUCCGUCGCAAACUCGUCAUUGUCGGUGAUGGUGCCUGCGGAAAGACUUGCUUGUUGAUUGUCUUCUCGAAGUACAUUCCCAGAGGUAAGACCACCACUCGACCGAUCCGGACAGCAUGCGUCUAUGUCCCCACCGUCUUCGAGAACUACGUUGCCGACGUCGAGGUCGAUGGAAAGCACGUGGAACUAGCCCUAUGGGAUACUGCUGGUCAGGAGGAUUACGACAGACUUCGACCUCUUUCAUACCCGGACUCUCAUGUCAUCCUUAUCUGUUUCGCCGUCGACUCCCCCGAUUCGCUGGACAACGUUCAAGAGAAGUGGAUCUCUGAAGUUCUACAUUUCUGCCAAGGGCUCCCCAUCAUCCUCGUCGGCUGCAAGAGUGAUCUGCGUCACGAUCCUAAGACCAUCGAAGAGCUUGCGAAGACCUCUCAGAAACCGGUAACGCCAGAACAGGGUGAGGAAGUCCGCAAGAAGAUCGGUGCCUACAAGUACCUUGAGUGCUCAGCCAAGACCAACCACGGCGUUCGCGAGGUGUUCGAAUCGGCGACCCGUGCUGCUCUUCUGACUCGCAAGAGCGGCAAGGGCAAGCAUAAGUGUAUGAUCCUGUAA